GCAGUUUGAUACGACCCUUGUUUACUUUGAAACAGACUAUAGAGAAAAUAUACACUCAUCUCCACUUCCGGUAAAGACUUCUGUUGAAUUUUUCAUAUUUCGGGUGUGCCGUUGACAAUUUCAAAAAUGUCUCAAAUGACAGAGGAUCAGAUGAGUGAUAUUAGUGAUACUUUUGCCCUGUUUGACAUGAAGGGUGAUGGAAAAAUUGCAGCUAGUCAACUAGGUGACACUCUACGAUCUCUUGGCCAGAAUCCAACAGAAUCAGAGAUAAGAAAAUGUGGAUAUGCCAAUAAUCCAGAUGCUAGAAUCUCCUUUGAAGUGUUCUUGCCAAUUUUUCAAACAAUUAACAGAAGCAGAGAGCAGCACAGUUGCGAUGAUUUUACUGAAGGGUUUAAAAUGUUCGACAAGGAGCAGAAUGGUUUCAUAAGUUCCGCUGAGUUACGACAUAUCCUAACUUGUCUUGGUGACAAACUGACUGAUGAUGAAGUAGAUCAAUUGUUACAGGGAAUGGAAGAUGCCUCUGGAAAUAUCAACUAUGAAGAAUUUGUGAAGGCUGUUAUGUCAGGAUGAGCAACUGAUCAAAGUUAUUUUCUUUUUUUAACUUGCAUAUAUUUGACAGUAUACUUUCGUAUAUAGUUGGGAAAAACAGCAAAAUUAAUGUCGAUAUAGGGAAAUGGCAAUUUUAGUUUGUUAAAGAUAUAUGUAAACUAGAAAGAUUCAUGUUACAAUAAAGUUAAUGUUACACAUUCGUUAUACAGAAAAAGAAAUAAUUGAAAAGUUCAACACUUGAAGAAAGUUGUUAAAAGUAUAGAUGAAAAUGCAUGAGCUUGUUUGUGUUGAGAUUGUAGUUUCAAAGCUUACAUUUGGUUAUUUUUGGGCUUACAUUUUCUCCUUGCUUUUUUUUCUUGCAUAAUAAUUUAUCAUAUCAUUCCAUAUUUCUAUCAAUUUAGUGGACCAGUUAACAAUUUGUGCUUAAUUACUUUAAAUUUGUCUGGAGAUGUAUUAUUCAACAAUAAAGAAGCUUAAAAGUUAAAGCAUGCAAAGCUGCAAAUUUUCCCGCUUUUUUUUUCGAUUUCAUUUGGUAUUUAGGUGUUUAUUAGUUAUGUAAACAUGUUACUUUACAUUUAUGCAUGUUUUUGUUUUGUUUAUUAUAUCUUUCAAUAGUUUAGUUUAAUUGAUAGUUAAAAGUUAUGAAUUUAGAGGAGUUUUUUUCUACGUUACUUUUGUAAUUUGGGGUUUGGAGCAGAUUUUGUCAUACUCAUUAUUUUGGCAAAUACUUGAUAAUUGUACAUGUGCUUGAUAAAAAAAAUAUGUUGUCAAUAAUGCAAUACUAGAACUAAAGAAGAUGGGUAUAAAUUUGACUCAACACUUUAUUACUUACUUAUCUGGUGAUGAAACAAAAAAUAGCAUAUUAUUCUGAUAAAAAGCAGAUAAUAUUAUGUUUUCUAUGCAAUAAUAAAGAAAAGAUUUUCAUAGAUUUUACUGUGAUAUAUUUUGUUAUUAACCAUUAUUCCGAUCUAAGAGUGUGAAAUUUUUGUUGAGAUAUUUUGACUCGUACUUUUUCUGAAUCUUUUUGAUAAGAGUAAAUAUGACAUUCUCAAUUAACAUGUCAUGACAGAACCAUCUGAAACUCUCUAUCAUUAGGCAAUGUUUCUACAUGUUUGUUCAGUAGGCGUACUACUGUCAAAGUUGUGGAGAUAAGCUUUACAUGUACAUGUUUAAUACUUACUGUGGUUAUUUCUCUUAAAUUUUUUCUUAUUUCUUCUUCCUAUUUUAAUCAAUACUUGACAUGUAUUAGUCGAACAUAUUAUGAAAUAACAUAUUUUGUAUAAAUUU
Molecule: messenger RNA, 1836 nt
Organism: Ruditapes philippinarum (Manila clam)
Lineage: Eukaryota; Metazoa; Mollusca; Bivalvia; Venerida; Veneridae
Product: myosin-2 essential light chain-like
Exons: 6
Coding region: 127-570 (147 amino acids)
Cellular component (GO): myosin II complex
Molecular function (GO): calcium ion binding
Source: RefSeq, a predicted model, not a curated record